This is a messenger RNA of Tripterygium wilfordii, 1047 nucleotides long. RefSeq lists its product as uncharacterized. The record is from RefSeq and is a predicted model, not a curated record. Gene Ontology annotation, molecular function: actin binding. Bases 100 to 579 code for a protein of 159 amino acids. The transcript has 6 exons. Lineage: Eukaryota; Viridiplantae; Streptophyta; Magnoliopsida; Celastrales; Celastraceae.
AAAGGUAGAGCCAACCAAGUACAGCCAACGCCCACUUCUCCAAAGAAACCAGGAGGACGAGAAAAGCAACGAUCUUUAGCCCCGGACGAGUUAAAGAACAUGCCCCUCUUCAUCAGUAGAUCGGCUGCGGAAGUAAUGGAUUCGGGUUUUGUUCACAGAGCCUGGGAGAAAUGGGCUUCGAACAAUGUUGGCUCUUCUGGUGAGCCAUUGAAGGCGGCUUUGCUCAUAAAUUAUGACCCCAGUGGACCUUCUCGUUUGUUGUCUACCAUUGCAGAACAAGAAGGGAUAAAAGCUGAUCCUAUUGAACUGAGGCAGUUUGUUAAUUUUGUCAAAAGAAACAAAUUCGAAACAGAGAGCUUUGUUAUAGGACUUCAUCAAUAUUUGGUUACAUCAAUUCAUGAGACAUGGUUUUGUGGGAGGUGCAUAAACACGUCAAAACCUGCUGGUGAAGGUGCAAUUGUUUUGCAGACGGAAGCUUUUCUCUUGGUUGCAUUGUAUGAUGGCUCGAUUGGUGCAGCAUCUCGUGCCAUGGCUGCUGUUGAUCAGUUUGCAUGGCAGUUAGGGCGAAGAAAUCUUUAACUCCAUUUUCCCAUACGAUACCAUAGCAAAAUAUGGCAGAAAUCCAUUGCGUCAAAAGCUCAUAUGCUGCUGUAGAAACUUUAUACGCUGUUCGGAAGAUCAUUCGUAAAGGUCCCCUUGAAAACAGACCUCCACAGCUCCACUAGGUGCAGCACUCAUAUCAUAUCUUGAAAGUGCCAUUUCUUCCUCCUGUUGGAAUUUGUGUUAUCAAAUGAUAAUUGUAUUGCUUAGAAAGUUGCUACUUACAUGUUCCAUUUGUCUGGGGUUGCUGAGUGAGGAAACCAGAAUGAUGUUCUAAUAUUGCUGUAAAAGUGUAAAGCAUCCUAAUGCAUUAGGAUGUCAAUGCCUACACAGGUUAAAUUUAUGGUUGGUUUGGUAAACAAUUUGAGAAGUAGCAUAUAUGUAUGUAUAUGCUAGUUUUAAGAUGAUGACGUGACUAUUUGGUUCAAUUUUUACUGGUGGCUAGCA